This is a messenger RNA of Paramecium pentaurelia, 1353 nucleotides long. The record is from the annotation of a GenBank genome assembly. Lineage: Eukaryota; Ciliophora; Oligohymenophorea; Peniculida; Parameciidae.
AUGAUUGCCUCUAAAAUAAUCAAAAGAUAAGAAUAACUCACAUCAAAUCCAAUCUAAGAUGUUUCUUAAAUGAAAAAGGUACAAAGUAAUCUAAUGAUGGUAUCUAAAGCAAGUAGUUUACCAAAAUAGUUUGAUAAGAAUGAGAAAUUAAAAACUACAGGAAAUAAAAUGGAAUCUUUUAAGCAUUCAAAAAAUAACUCUAUGAAUCAUUUAUCAACAACUGAAAACACUAAAAUUAUUGAUUCUAUUCAAAAUGUUUCGUCCAUUUAUAUUAAUAAUAAAACAGAAGAAAUUUAACUUAGAAAUGAGAUUUAACUUAAAGCAUAAAUUAUUGCAGAUUUAAAUAAACAUGUUUCUUAAUUAUAAUAAUAAAAUACAAACAAUGAAAUGAUUAUUUCAUAAUUGGAAAAAGACGUUUAAUAAUUAAAUUAAACUAUCGAAAAAAUGUGUGAAUAAUUAACAGAUUCUAAUAAUGAUUAUAACAAAGAGAUAUAAAAAUUUUAAGAUUAAAUUAUAAAUAAAGAUAAAAUCAUUAAGUUUUUCAAAGCAGAAAACUAAUAAUUGUUAACUAUUAUUAAAUAAGGUUCUUAUGAUAAAAAAAAAGUAGAUAAAGAGAAUUAACCAAAUAUUACUUAAGCUAAUUAAUAGGAUUAAAUUAAUUAUUUAAAAGAUUAAAUUGAUCUAUAAAGAAAAUAGUUUUAAUAAACUGAAGAUUCUUUAUAAAAAUAAAUAACUGGACUCAAUUAAUUUGUAAAUGAAUUAUUUCAAUAAUAAUCAUCUGAUAGAUUAAACACGAAUAUAAGUAGUAGAAAUGAUAAAGAUAAUAGAAAUAGAAAAUUAUCAUUAUAAAAUGAUAUGGAUACAUUUCAAUCAUAAUUAUAAUAACUUGAUAAAUAAAAACAUAAAUUAGAUCAUAAAUUUGAUAAUAUCUAAUGCAAUCUAAAUUAAUUAACUGAAAAACAAUUAAACUAUGUUUGUACAGAUAACACUUAAAGUAUGAAGGAAAUCAUUAAAUUAAAAUAAAUAGUGUAAAUAUAAAAGAAAUAAAUUGAAUUAUAGUAAAAAACAAUACUUAAUCAACAUUUCGAAAUUCAAAAUUUAUAAACAUUACUUUAUAAAAAUGAUCAAUAUAGUAUUUCUAAAACUAAAGAAAUUAAAGAAAAUAAUGAAGAUAUUAUAACUAAUGAAUUUACUAAUUCUCCAAAAGAUGAUAUGUAAAUUUUUAUAUUUAUAUAUAGUUAUCAUUUAAAUGACAGUUAAAGUGAGAUUAAACCUAAAUAUUAUAUGGAUAGCAUAUAAAAUACAUUCCAGAAGUUUUAAGUAAUAACAGAAGAAAGCACUUUUAGAAGUUGA